Molecule: messenger RNA, 1258 nt
Organism: Prosopis cineraria
Lineage: Eukaryota; Viridiplantae; Streptophyta; Magnoliopsida; Fabales; Fabaceae
Product: peroxidase 12-like
Exons: 3
Coding region: 22-1086 (354 amino acids)
Biological process (GO): hydrogen peroxide catabolic process; response to oxidative stress
Molecular function (GO): heme binding; peroxidase activity
Source: RefSeq, a predicted model, not a curated record
CACAGUACUAAACUCAACAAGAUGGCAAGCACUACUUCACUACACACUUUGGCUUUGUUGAGUUCAACUGUAUUGUUGUUACUUUCUCAUAUCCAAGCCUCUGAGGCACAAUACUGGCCCCCUAUAGUGAAGGGACUGUCUUGGACUUUCUACCAGUCCAGCUGUCCCCAGCUUGAAGGUAUGGUUAGAAACCACCUUACAAGGGUGUUCAGGCAAGACAUUGGCCAGGCGGCUGGUAUCGUUCGCAUCUUCUUCCAUGACUGCUUCGUCCAGGGAUGCGAUGGCUCGGUGUUAUUGGACGGCGUGCCGCCAAACCAUCGGAGCGAGAAGGACACACCCCCAAACAAGACCUUAAGGCGAGAGGCGUUGCAGACCAUUGAAGCGCUUAGAGCUCUUGUUCAUAGAAGGUGUGGAAGAGUAGUCUCCUGCUCUGACCUAACAGUUCUUGCAGCUCGUGAUGCUGUUUUCUUGUCCGGUGGCCCCGACUUUCCGGUGCCAUUAGGAAGGCGGGACAGCCUUAACUUCAGCGUCGCCGGAGCCAACAACCUGCCGGGCCCAUCCAGCUCUACCGGCGACCUCCUCGGCAGUUUCGGUGCCCAAAACUUCGACGCCAUCGAUGUCGUCGCUCUCUCCGGCGCCCACACCUUCGGCUGUUCCCACUGUGGCUCCUUCUUCCGCCGUAUCUCCCCCACCGUCGACCGCACCAUGGACCCUUACUUCGCUGCCUUCCUGAAGGCCAAGUGCCCCGCGGCCUCCUCCCCCAACACCGCCAGUCUCGAUGUCCGAACCCCCAACAUCUUCGACAACCAGUACUACGUCGACCUCAUAAACCGACAAGGCCUCUUCACCUCCGACCAGGAUCUGUUCAAUGAUCACAGAACCAAGAACAUCGUCGUCAGCUUCGCUAGGAACCAGAGAUAUUUCUUUAACAAGUUUGUCAAUGCCAUGAUCAAGAUGAGUCAAUUGAGCGUGUUGACCGGGAACCAAGGGGAGAUUCGCCGUACGUGCUCCGCCACCAACGGCGGAAAGACGUCGUCUGUGUUGCCGUCGGUGGUUGAAGACAUGGAGGAGUUGACUCAGUUUUAAGUUUAAUGAUGUGUGUCCCUUUGAUUUUCACCAUGUUUGAGAUCUGAUCUCUUCUUUGUUGAAGAAGCCAUGGAGACUAGUGUGGAGGCUUCUGAUUCUCAGUCUAACUUUGAUUGAUGAUCUUGUUGCUUUUUCAUAUGGUCUUUGAACGUAGUAAUAAUGGCUUAGUUUG